Salvia miltiorrhiza (redroot sage) is the source of this 1110-nucleotide messenger RNA. RefSeq lists its product as uncharacterized. The transcript has a single exon. Gene Ontology annotation, molecular function: RNA-DNA hybrid ribonuclease activity; nucleic acid binding. Gene Ontology annotation, biological process: DNA integration. Bases 1 to 1110 code for a protein of 369 amino acids. NCBI's taxonomy places the organism in Eukaryota, Viridiplantae, Streptophyta, Magnoliopsida, Lamiales, Lamiaceae. The record is from RefSeq and is a predicted model, not a curated record.
AUGGUCAAGUGGGCCGUGGAAUUGGGGAAAUAUGACGUAGAGUAUGAGCCAAGAAUGGCUAUCAAGGCACAAGCUCUGGCAGACUUUAUCCAGGAGACUACUCGCCGCCCUGUGCAGGAGUUCUGGAUUGCUUUUGUGGAUGGGUCAGUCACCAAAGAAGGGUGCAGAAUUGGAGUAUACAUCGUUUCUCCAAGCUCGGGCAUAUAUCAAUUCGCCAUCAAAUUCACUUGCAGGAUGUCCAACAAUGAGGCCGAGUUUGAGGUCGUGGUCAGAGGAGCGCAUAUCUUGUCGGAAUUACGGGCUGAAUGUGUUAUAAUCAGAACCGACUCCCAGUUGGUGGCUCAACAGUUCUCAGGAAGUUAUCACAUCAAAGACUACAAGAUGAAAGCAUAUCAUUGCAAGAUCAAUGAAAUGAAGCAAAAGUUCAUGGAAUUCAAAAUCGAGCAGAUUUCCAGAGAAGAGAAUACGAAGGUGGACUUACUGGCGCGGAUGACCAGUGCAGUAGAACAGACGUGGAAUAAUGAGAUCACGCUGCUCUGUGAUACCAGAGACAUGGGGACUUCACAGGUCUUUUCUGUAGAAAUCCAGGAUGAUUGGCGAGCCCCAAUUAUACACUUUCUCAAAACAGGGGAACGGUUGAGCAAAGAAUCCAAUCAGAGGGCUCGAUACGAGAAUUAUUGCUUGAUCAAUGAUCAACUGUACAAGCGAUCUUUUACCCAGCCCUUAUUAAAAUGCUUAUCGCCUGAAGAAGCUAACUUGGCUUUAAAUGAAAUUCAUGCAGGUUGUUGUGGUGGGCAUACGGGAUUCAGGGAUCUCGUACGAAAAAUAAUCCGUGCAGGAUUUUAUUGGCCUAACGUCAACAAGGACGUCAGGGAAUUCGUCCGCAAAUGCGAAGCUUGCCAGAGACAUGCGGGGAAAAUCAAUGUCCCAGGGGAAACCAUGGGAAUCAUGUAUGCUGCAUGCCCAUUCGACAAGUGGGGCAUAGACAUUGUUGGGAAACUGCCCACGGCACCAGGGGGCAAAUGCUUUCUCAUCGUGGCGGUGGACUACUUCUCCAAAUGGGUCGAAGCUGAAGCGGUUGCGAAGAUCGACGAAGUAACAGUGGAAUGA